CUCUGAGCAACGUAUCAGUCACUUUCUAGUUACUUCACGGAUAGCUUCAACUGUAAAAUUCGAAAAAAUGAAGAUUUUCGCAAUCGUCUUGGCUGUCGUGUUGGUCUCGGUGAAAGCUGCCCCGAGCGACGGUACCGCUCCAGGAUCUUCCGACGUGAAACUGACUGAUCUCAUCCAGCAGGCCCAGACGAACAUCAAUAAUCUGGCCACGCAGAUCCAGGAGCAACUGAAUAUCCCGGAUCAGGAUACCAUCGUGAAAACAGUCAAGGAACAGAGCUCGAACUUUGUUACGACCAUGCAGGAAUUCAUGAAGAACAUGACUGAAGAGGCCAAGAAGAAAAGCCCGGAAUUGGAAGGAGUGUGGAACGACGUGAAAGCGAAAAUUACCGAGGGCAUCGAUAGUCUGAGUACUACUCUUAACGCCGAAACGCAGGUAGCGGAGUUGAAAAAUAAAUUCCAACAAGGAGUUGAAACAGUGUUGACGGAAUCCAACAAUGCCGCAAAGAACCUGAGCCAGCACUCCGGAAAGAUUCAAGAGGAUCUUGCUAAGAUCACGAAACAGGCAGUCGAUAUUGCCGUGGAGGCGACGCAAAAUCUAAAUAAACAGCUUCAACAAGCCGCUGCUACUCCGAAAAGUUAAACAACUGAUAGCCCCAAUGAUGUCACAGCGAGAUUGUAUUAAUUAUCCUAUGUAAAGAAAACAGAAAGAGAAAAACGCUAAGAUCGUGCUGUCGUUUUUGAAAAGUAUUUUUCCCUUCAAUUUUCCAAGUUUUCGCAGUAAUGUCAACAUUUUUAUUAUAAACAUGUAAUAAGUUAAAUAUACAAAUUAAUGCAAA
Messenger RNA from Ceratina calcarata, 836 nucleotides. It is a transcript of the gene A4, whose product is annotated as apolipophorin-III-like protein. Gene Ontology annotation, molecular function: lipid binding. Gene Ontology annotation, cellular component: extracellular region. Bases 68 to 640 code for a protein of 190 amino acids. The transcript has 2 exons. The record is from RefSeq and is a predicted model, not a curated record. Lineage: Eukaryota; Metazoa; Arthropoda; Insecta; Hymenoptera; Apidae. Gene Ontology annotation, biological process: lipid transport.